AUAAAUACUCUCUCUCUCUCUCAUAUUGCUAACAUCUUUCUUCUUUUCACUUCUUUCAAAAGCAAAUCUAAAAAAGCUUCACUUAUAGCAUAGCAUCAUCCCUUUUUAUUCUAUCUUUUCUUGUCCCUUUCCCUUUCACUUGAUCUUCAUUUUUCAUCUCAAACACCACCAUAGCCACUUCUCUUCUUUGAAUUGCGUGCAAAUUUAGCUACUUUUGUUCCUCUUGUUGCUUCUCUUACAAGAUCUUAUCUCACCCCAGCUUUGUUCCUAAGCUGAAAUCUUUUAUUUUAUUUUACAAGAUUCUCUAUUUUUUUCUCAUAUAAUGGUGACCCUUAAUAUUAUUUACAUAUAAUGGAUUCCAAUACCCAACAGAACCAACCCAAUUCUGGGUUGCUUCGUUUUCGUUCUGCACCAAGUUCACUCUUUUCAAAUCUCACACCUUCUUUUGUUGAUGAUAACAAAGGCACUAAAGAUUUUUGGGAUGAUUCUGAAUCAGAGAGAUUGGUUUCAAGGUUUGUGAGUAACGAUAAUAUUAAUAUGUCUGGUUCUUCUUGUUCUAAGGAGAUGAGUGGAAUGAAUUCUGGUUAUGGCGGCGGCGGCGGCUGUGGUAGUGGGUUGCCACCUCACUAUCCUAGACACGGUUCUGCUGCAGCUUCAAGUUCUGCUAUGGAUGGUUCUUUUGGAUUGGUCGGUUCAUUGGGGAUGAAUAAUGAAACAUCUCAUAAGACCUUUGGUUCAAAUCUUCUUAGGCAGGGUAGUUCCCCUGCUGGUCUUUUCUCCAACAUUUCAUUUCAAAAUGGGUUUGCUGCCAUGAAGGGUGUGGGAAACUAUGCUGCGAUGAAUGGAAGUAAUGGCGAUGUAAUUCCGUCUAUUAACCGAUUGAAUAGUCAAGUUAGCUUCCCUUCAAGAAACACUUCUUCGUCGGGAAUGUUAUCACACUUCUCUGAGAUAGAUAGCGAGGAUAUUGAAGCAACUAGCCCUGACGAUGGAGGCAGCAAUGGUGAUACACCUCAUUAUGGUUCUGGAUUUCCCUAUAGUUCUUGGAAUGAUACUCAAUCAUUCUCAGAAAAUCUCAUUGGCUUGAAACGAGAGCAAAGCGGCAACGAAAAAAUGUUUUCUGAUUUUCAGAAUGGAGGACUAGGAAAUCAAGUUCAUAUGUUAUCACAUCAUUUGAGUUUAUCGAAGACUUCAUCUGAGAUGAUUACUAUGGAGAAGUUGUUUCAGUUUCCAGAUUCCGUUCCUUGUAAAAUCAGAGCGAAACGAGGUUGCGCUACUCAUCCUCGAAGCAUUGCCGAAAGGGUAAGAAGAACUAGGAUCAGUGAAAGAAUGAGGAAAUUACAAGAGCUUGUUCCAAACAUGGACAAGCAAACUAACACAUCAGACAUGUUGGAUUUGGCUGUUGAUUACAUUAAACAACUACAGAAACAAUUCAAGUCUCUAAGUGACAAACGAGCAAACUGCAAAUGUACGAGGAUGCAGAAGGCAAAUCAAAUUCCUUGACAAAAGCUUCUUAUGCAAAGAUGGAUUAGGAUCGGAUACUUUUAGGUCUAUGCUUAAAAAUAAGUAGAAACAAACAAAGCUAAUAUAAAAAUGCUAUGAUGCUAUUGUUGAGUGCGACACUUAAUACAAAGCAUAUAAUAUAAUGUAGGUCCUCACCGCAAUGGAAAAGUUCUUUAGAUUAAAGGGGUUUCAAUUGAAGAGCAAUAAUAUUGAAUAUUUAAUUUAAUUUUUAAUUUUGUAUAGCGUUGUACUAAUAAAUGUUUACACACUAAUAAAUUAAUUACUCUUGAA
Messenger RNA from Lathyrus oleraceus (garden pea), 1791 nucleotides. RefSeq names its product transcription factor bHLH130. Gene Ontology annotation, cellular component: nucleus. The record is from RefSeq and is a predicted model, not a curated record. Gene Ontology annotation, molecular function: RNA polymerase II cis-regulatory region sequence-specific DNA binding; protein dimerization activity; DNA-binding transcription factor activity, RNA polymerase II-specific. The coding region runs from base 352 to 1500 and encodes 382 amino acids. Lineage: Eukaryota; Viridiplantae; Streptophyta; Magnoliopsida; Fabales; Fabaceae. The transcript is spliced from 5 exons. Gene Ontology annotation, biological process: regulation of transcription by RNA polymerase II.